Cuscuta europaea is the source of this 1547-nucleotide messenger RNA. NCBI's taxonomy places the organism in Eukaryota, Viridiplantae, Streptophyta, Magnoliopsida, Solanales, Convolvulaceae. The record is from the annotation of a GenBank genome assembly.
GUCAAAUUAAAAAAGAACACAUAGAGUAGACCUGAUAAGGCCCUAUCGAACCAAAAAAGUUCAGUGCACACGCGAUUUGGAAUUUCUUUCUUCUCCGUAAUGCGCUAGCAGGGCUAAACGUCUCACGUCAGUUGCUGCUAUCACUCCCUGUAGGAAACUGUGGGAGAAGCCUCGAGUGAUCCAAAUAGAGUUAUGGAUUCCGUACGAGACGUGGUGUUCAAGAAAUCAGAGAGCCUUGACGACACCUGCUCGAAAAUCGAGGGCUACGAUUUCAAUCGCGGCGUUGACUACCCUCAGCUACUGAAGUCGCUGCUUGCCACUGGCUUUCAAGCAUCCAACCUCGGAGAAGCCAUCCAAAUCGUUAAUGAAAUGCUUGAUUGGAGGCUCUCUCAUGAACCUCUAACGGAAGAUUGCAACGAGGAGGAGAAAGAUCCUGCUUAUAGAGAAUCUGUGAAGUGCAAAAUCUUCUUAGGCUUCACUUCCAACCUUGUUUCUUCUGGUGUUCGAGACACAAUCCGUUAUCUUGUUCAGCAUCACAUGGUUGAUGUAGUGGUUACAACAGCUGGUGGUAUUGAGGAAGACCUUAUAAAAUGUCUAGCACCAACUUACAAAGGUGAUUUUUCUUUGCCUGGAGCUGUACUACGGUCUAAGGGAUUGAACCGUAUUGGUAACUUGUUGGUUCCCAAUGACAAUUAUUGCAAAUUUGAAGACUGGAUCAUCCCAAUUUUAGAUCAGAUGUACGAAGAGCAAAUCAAUGAGGGUGUAUUAUGGACACCAUCUAAAGUUAUUUCUCGUUUGGGCAGAGAAAUUAAUGAUGAGAGCUCAUAUUUAUACUGGGCAUACAAGAACAAAAUUCCAGUUUUCUGUCCUAGUUUAACUGACGGCUCUCUAGGAGACAUGCUAUACUUCCAUUCUUUCAAAAAAGAAGAUCCUGAUAAUCCAGAUCGAAAUCCAGGUCUAAUCAUUGACAUUGUGAGAGAUAUCAGGGCAGUGAAUGGUGAGGCUGUUCAUGCCGGUUCUAGGAAGACUGGAGUGGUCAUCCUUGGUGGAGGAAUGCCCAAACAUCAUAUUUGCAAUGCCAAUAUGAUGCGAAAUGGUGCAGAUUUUGCGGUUUACAUCAACACAGCCCAGGAGUUUGAUGGAAGUGAUUCUGGUGCGCGUCCCGAUGAAGCUGUGUCGUGGGGAAAGAUACGUGGUGGUGCAAAAACUGUCAAGGUACAUUGUGAUGCAACCAUUGCUUUUCCCCUUUUGGUGGCUGAGACAUUUGCGACCAAAGUCUGAAGUUAUUCAUUGACAAAUGUUGUUGCAUACUUGCAUUAGUGUCAUGACAAUUUUCACAGAGAAGGAGCUCGAGAUGAGGGGUGGUGCCCCUUCACUCCUCCACUGAUUUUUGUGCAAUAUAAUACCCUCUCUUCCAAAAACAACUUCACACUUUGACUAUCACACAUUUUUAGGUAGAUUAAAUUUUGGGUUUGACUUACCUAAAAUGGCCUCAAGCCUUGCGGCUACAACAAAUAAAGGGAAAGGGGGUAAUGAAGAGUAAUGAG